Messenger RNA from Salvia hispanica, 1081 nucleotides. RefSeq names its product accelerated cell death 2 (ACD2) (gene ACD2). The record is from RefSeq and is a predicted model, not a curated record. Gene Ontology annotation, molecular function: red chlorophyll catabolite reductase activity. NCBI's taxonomy places the organism in Eukaryota, Viridiplantae, Streptophyta, Magnoliopsida, Lamiales, Lamiaceae. Gene Ontology annotation, biological process: chlorophyll catabolic process. Gene Ontology annotation, cellular component: chloroplast.
AAUAUUGAUAGCUGAUUAUUUGGAUGAACAUUUUCUAUGGCUGUCAUCUCACCAAAUUUUAACAAGUGGUUGGAACAUUUUCCGGUGAUUACUACUCCAAAAGUCCGGUUUUCAGGUUCAAGAAGUAAAGUCCGAUGCUCAAAUUCCAUGGAUUCCGGCAAAGCAAAAAUGAUGGAAUUCCCUUAUGCAUCUGCUCCCAUCAAGAAGCUGAUGGUGGAAUUGCUUUCCACUGUGGAUGACAAACUUGGAUCCUCGCUGCACCCCACUUCUACACUACCCUCUCACGCUCAACAUUUCGGGAAUUCCGCCGGCACCGCCCAAGCUUCACUCCACCUCAGAUCCGGCCUCCCUUCUUCUCAGAUUGAUUUGAUAUUGGGAGGUUGGAUACACUGCAAAUUGCCAUCAGGUGGAGCUCUCAACAUAACGACCCUCUCGGCCUACUUGACAUCUUCGACUGACGCGCCACACUUUCUGCUGGACCUCAUCCAGAGCAGUCCAACGUCCCUUGUGCUCAUCCUUGAUCUGAUGCCACGAAAAGAUCUUAUCCUCUAUCCCGAAUACCUCAAAUACUACUACGAAGAUACACAGUUGGACAGACAUAGGCAACGCCUUCAAGCGCUGCCAGAGGUUACACCUUACUACUCUCCAUCUCUUUACAUACGAGCUGUUAUUUCUCCAACGGCUAUUCUAGUCACCAUAGACGCCGGGGCUAGUGAAUCCAAAAGCAUAGAACAGAUAAUUGAAGAUGACAUUAGUCCAAUUUCCAAGGACUUGCUGCAUUUUUGGGCUGAGUCGUGUGCUUGUUCAGCGAGGGAGGUGGAUGCAUCUGAGAGGGCGUAUCUAGCCGAAAGGGAUCGAGUGAUUAAGAACAAAACUAUUGAGGUGGAUCUUGGCUCAAGUCUUCCAAGGCUGUUUGGGCAAGAAGUAGCUGAUAGAGUGUUGGAUGCUCUAAAAGAAUGUUACAAUAAGUAAUCUUCUUUUCUAAUUUGUCAAUAUGGGGAAUUCAGAUAUUCAUAUGCAUUUGUAGGAAGUGUGGGGCUAUGUAGUAAUCACUAUAUAUCUAGUAUUUUAGAUUGUGUGA